AUGACAGCGCGCGAGUGUCGCUGCAAAUUAAUAAUUAUUACGCCUGGCAACACUGAAACGCGCCGCAAUAUGGCCGCCGAGCAUUGUUGGGAAUCGAUAUUUUAUUCAGUUGACGCAAUUAUCGAUUUGAAUAUGAUUUCAAAUUACAACCAUAAUAGCCAAUAUUCACAUAUUCUCCAUCGCAAUUCAUAUAAUAUAUUGCACCGUCCAUCUCAAGACGGAAUCGCAGCAGUGCAUGAUAAUGAAAGGCCAAUAUUGGGCUCCGAGCUGGACACAAACAAGACCGCACCUAAGAGCUAUCAUCUACUGGGGGUGCCUCCCCUUGGAUCUUACGUAGAAUUGAGAAUAUAC
Messenger RNA from Brenthis ino (lesser marbled fritillary), 351 nucleotides. NCBI's taxonomy places the organism in Eukaryota, Metazoa, Arthropoda, Insecta, Lepidoptera, Nymphalidae. The record is from the annotation of a GenBank genome assembly.